This is a messenger RNA of Acipenser ruthenus (sterlet), 1997 nucleotides long. Its product is annotated as homeobox protein Dlx3b-like. The record is from RefSeq and is a predicted model, not a curated record. The transcript has 3 exons. Gene Ontology annotation, biological process: regulation of transcription by RNA polymerase II; epithelial cell differentiation; embryo development. Gene Ontology annotation, molecular function: RNA polymerase II cis-regulatory region sequence-specific DNA binding; DNA-binding transcription factor activity, RNA polymerase II-specific. Bases 172 to 1005 code for a protein of 277 amino acids. Lineage: Eukaryota; Metazoa; Chordata; Actinopteri; Acipenseriformes; Acipenseridae.
GGGCCCUGGUACAGAGCAACCAGUUUAGCUUGGAGAUCUUGAGGUGAGGAGACACCCUGCGGAUUUAUGCACAUGCUUGUUUAGACUUCAGCUACUAAAGAACAUUUCGGUCGUUCUUACCACUCCAACUAUAUUUUGGACCUUUUAUUUCUGGGGGGUUGGCGACGCAACAUGAGCUUGACGACGUUUGACAAGAAGGUACCCAGCAUUUUAACUGACUUGCCGGUUUCUAUGAGCUGUGACCCCUCUUCCAAAGACUCUCCGACUCUCCCCGAGUCUUCCGCGACCGACAUGGGCUACUACAAUGGACAGACAUCGCACAGCCAGCACGAGUACUACCAAAGCCAGUCUUACUCACAACCCCUGAAUCCUUACACCUAUCAUCAGUUCAACCUCAACGGGAUGGGUGCAGGGGCUUACCCCACAAAAACUGAAUACCCAUAUCACAAUUCAUACAGACAGUAUGGACAGUACAACAGAGACCAACAGACGCCACCACAAGACACAGUGAAAGAGGAGCCAGAGACUGAAGUCAGGAUGGUCAAUGGAAAACCCAAGAAAAUACGCAAGCCCCGAACCAUUUACUCCAGUUACCAGCUUGCUGCACUGCAACGGCGGUUCCAGAAAGCACAAUACCUCGCUCUGCCUGAGAGAGCUGAGCUGGCUGCGCAGCUCGGACUGACCCAGACACAGGUAAAGAUUUGGUUUCAGAACCGGAGAUCCAAGUUUAAGAAGCUGUACAAGAACGGCGAAGUCCCACUGGAUCACAGUCCCAAUGCCAGCGACUCCAUGGCGUGCAACUCCCCUUCUUCCCCCUCUGCUUGGGACAAUGCCUCACACAACCCUACCAGUAGGGGGCAGCUCCAGCAACCUCCCCUCAGUUCAUCUCCGACCUACCUGGAGGACUACAGCAAUCACUGGUACCAGCAAGGGUCACAUUUACAGCAUCCGGGUUCUGUGCUUCACACUCCGGCUCCACAGCAUACAGGAGGAGCGGUGUACUGAGAAAGACUAUUUUUGAUUUUUUAAAGACUUUUUUUUUUUUUUUUUAACAACCGCAGUAAUAAGCUUACUUCAUCAAAAAGAUCCAUAGUGCAAAAUUAAUAAUAAUAAUAAUAAUAAUAAUAAUAAUAAUAAUAAUAAUAAUAAUAAUAAUAAUAAUAAUAAUAAUAAUAAAUAAAAGCAUGUAGAUUAUGCUCACACUAAUCUUUGGUAUUCGUUUAUUUACUGCAAAAAGCAACAACAUAUGCUUGUUUUCCUGCUUAUUAGUUUUGAAAAGAGUUUGUGGCAGGGAAAACUUUGUGAAGUUAUUUUAAGCAAAUGUUAAGUAAUUUAAAAAAAGGUCACAUUUUAAAUAUAUUUAAUGCAGUGUGUUCUACAUUGUAAAAUUAAUUUUGUUUUAAAUAAAUGUAAAUAUUGUUCACUCUCCCUAAAACAACUCAAACCCCCAUGUUGAAUUAUUUAUACUGAUUAAAAUUAACUCUUUUUUUUUUUUUUUUAAGACAAAACUCAGCGUUUAUGUAGGUUCACUCUUAAUUUUGUCAAAGUUUGGUUGUAUAUUAUUAUUUAAAAUACACUUGUGGAGUGGUGUUUUGAAAUUAUUGUUUAUAGUUUACGUUUUUUGUUAGCUUGUUAAAUAAAAUACAACACCUACCAUUCCCGUUUUAUUUGAGAGCAGUAGAGGUAAAAAUAAAUAAAUGUCAUGAGAUUUCACGGUAAAAAUAAGAAGAAAAGAGCUAAAGUACAUUUUUAAAGUCUCAGGUUAUUAUUUAUAACAUUUUGUACAAAAGUAAAUGUUUAAAGCUGUACAUAAAAUGCCAUUUUUUUGUAUAAAAAAUAAACCACUACGACCGUAAUGUUUUUCACAAUAGGAAUUCUGAUUGCAUUAUGGUGCCCAACGCCUUAAACGAUUCUGUAAUUAUCUGUAAUUGUUUUCAUUGUUUUUAUUCUAGUAUGUGUGUCUGAACCAGGUAAAUAAAUGUGAUUUAGAAUGAAAA